AGCUCACAACCUCACCUAACGGACUCUGUUCUUUCUCUUGGUCUUAUUGUCGCCUCUUAAUAUCCUUAAUACUGCGGCAGUAAGGGGACUGAAAAUGUGCAUUCUGGCCUAAGAGGAUUAUUGUUAUACUUCUGCACAUACCCUAAAACAGAUCAGACAUGCGCGGCGGGGAAGCGGCGAAGACGCACCACUUGUGACGCUAGACUUGGAAGCGUCCUUUGAAGGGGCGGUAGUGGACCGCACGUUACGAAACUGAUAUUUGAAACAGUGCGAAGCUAUCACGAAGCUUUGUUACUGCUGGGAUUGCUAUAACAUAUAGCCAGAGCUACAGGCCGCGGGGCAGGCUCCCAACGUCCGCGGCUAUGGCUUCGUUCCUCCUCCCGACGUCGAUACAGAAGCGGCUGCUACGGUAUGCUCUUUCGCGGCUGGAGAUUCUAGAUACAGAUGCGCUGGAUCUGGACCGCCUGGACAUAUCAUGGGGCUCCAAGAGCACUCUGGAGUUCCGCGAUGUGGGGUUGCGGUUGAAGAAACUUGGAACUAUGCUCAAACUACCCCCGAAUAUCGAACUCGCGAAGGCCCAGGUGCUGUUGCUCCGUUUGACUAUACCGGUCGAUAUAUACAGUAGCCCCAUUGUGGUGGAGGUUGAUGGGGUGGAAGGGCAUAUAAAAGUGUCACCUGAGGGCGAACACGGCAUCGCGAAGGGGAAGUCUACGGCUGGACAUGACAGGAAACAAAGUAAAACUGCAGACGGGUCCCGGCCAGGCGGGCCAGAAUCCAACGAUGAUCCAGGUUCUCCGAUACCUACGGUAGCGGAUCUAGCGCAGUCAUUUAUACAGACCGAGACACCGGAAGAGAGGGCGGAACUGGAAGCAGCCAUCACGAGCCAGUCUGUGGCUUCUCUGAGCGACGAUGGAGACGACGACUCCACAGUUGGGACUGGGGCGGCCCUGGCGUUACCAGCGUUUAUGGCAAAUUUCUUGAAGGGUAUCGUCGACAGACUUCAAGUGAGGGUCCGCAGUAUCAAGCUGAAUCUCGAUGUGGAUAUUCCUGUCGAGUCGCUGGGACAGUCGACAAUGGACCCAGUUACACUGCAGAUAGACAUCGAGGAUAUAGAUAUUGAAGGUGUUACUUUCGGCACAACAGCUGAUAAAGAUGAAGGGAAGGUUGAUGCGGAAACUCCAGUCUUGCCACUCAAGGAUGAGAAGAGGCUAGUUAGCCUCAGGAACCUUCGUGGAUUUCUCAUUUCAGAUGCUGGGCACUUUGCGAGCCUUGCGCGCUCGUCAGGGAUGCCAUCUCCUGCGGCAACGCAUUCAGACUUGCGAAGUCUGAAAAGCCAGAGCCUUUCCCGACAAGGCUUCAAUGCCAGGUCUGAUAUAGAAUCACCACCACUGUCAGUUAGAGAUAGCCUCUCUACAUCAAAUCUCGCGUCGUCACCUGUGCCCCAUGACGACGAGGUGUCAAACCCAGCGGUGUCAAACCCAACGUCGCCAGUAGUAUCCAGCAUUGGCCACUCCCUGGAAGCAUCAGGACGAUUUGAUGACGCGCCGGAAGAUGACGACCACCCAGAUGCUAUGGACGAACUUCCAGCCGAUAUGAUGAGCCACAGCAUACUGGAUAACUCCAAAUUUUUGGAUGAAGUCGCUGAGAGCCAAUUUUUAGAUGACGGUAGUGGUGAAGAGAGAAACGACUUUCCAUUUGGAAGUGUUCACGAGAAAAAGCUGUCCUCUGAGAAAUCCCCGCAGUCUACACCACGGGCGUCCAUGUUUUUGUCCUCGGAUAAAGGACUUCAUAGAAGCAGAUUUACCAAUCCUGCUUCGCUGGCAUCGAGCUCUAGGCUUGAUCCUCGGGGAGCUUCUGUUGCAGGGUCACAGAUCAGAGCUCCUGGGAUCGUCCGCCCUCAUGCUGGGGUGGCAAAUUCAGAGCCUGUGGCUAUGCACAAGAGCGGCCACUCCCACUAUGAGGAGACAUUUGCUUCUAUGCCGAAUUUGACUGGCAAAAGGUCAGGCCCGCCGUCUGAUGUCAGUGACUCGCCGUCGGAUUAUGAAAGCCUGGCGGAGUCUAGAUUGUUUACCCACGAAGAUGCUGAGAGCAUGUAUAUGAGUGCGUUGUCUCACGGCUCGAGGCACGAAGAGGCACCGGGCGGAUACAAUGUUCCAGGCAGCGAUUCGACCGAGGCUCCGGAACCACCCCGGACUCCAGAACUAGGGGGAAGUUCUGGAGCUGAAAUGCCGUAUCGCCCUGAUAGUGCCGCUGAAAGCAUACUUGAAGACGGAAAAUAUGAGAUUCCUGUUCCUACCGAGAAGGCGAAAUCUAUCAACUCGGAAUCAGACUUCACAGCUGAACCCGACAUGCAAUCAGAGACACCCACGGAAGAUCACUUUGAUGCAUCCAUUCCGCCGAUAAAGAAAACAGAAACCAAUAUCUCCGAGGCAUCCAAUAUCUCCUCGGAUCGAGAUAAUAGGAUGGCCAAACAGCUGUUUAGCCUGGACCAUGUUGGUAUAUAUCUCCCUCCUACAGCUGACGGGAACGGGACAUUGGACCAAGCCACUGCAACAGAAGCUGCUGCUAUGGAAGCGUCUGCUCGAGCUAGUAUAUAUGGUCCCCAGGCGUCAGGAUCCCGAUUUUUAGCACCAGAUUUGCCUGGAGCAUUCUCCACACCCUCAAUCCGAGCUCGUGAACGCCCAUCUGUUUCUGAACAAGAUAAGCCUAAGAAACAUGAGCUUCCGGCGAAGGAAGAUUCCAAAUCUACCACCAUCGAGAUAGUUCUUGGUCAACUAUACGCACAGGUCGAUGUUUCUGUGGCACGGCUUCUUUUCAAGCUAUUCCAAAGCAUAUCUGCCGUAUUUGAAGGUAAUCAGCGAAGCCAAGCUUCAGCGCCAGAAGAAGAAAAGGACGUUUCACCGGUGUCAGUUAAGUUCCAUGCAGAUCGUUUCUCUGUAAAAUUUCUGGAAAGACUGCCGGGCACGAGGAUACCGGAUGCCCCCUUUGGGGAGGAGUAUGUGGUCAAACCUCCAAGCUCUGACGUCUUGCUGCGGACUACCUUGAAGGGGCUUGAUAUCAGUUAUGAUAUUUCACAAGCCUCAACAGCUGCUUCUAUUACGCUACAGAAGUUCGUAUUUGGCUAUGCCAAAGAGAAUAUACUCUCAUUCGAUGCAGAUCUCCGUAUGAGAGAAUCUGUCAGAGAUCUAGCAGCUACGGCUGGUGUUGAUGUAUCCGUCAAAAUGUUAAAAACUCCAGUCACAAGUCGCUACAGCAUUUUUACUCUGCCAAUACACUUAUCCAUCAACCUACAGAAGCUUGACGAAACAUUCAGCUGGUUUGGUGGCCUGAGUAGUGUUCUGAACAUGACCAGUUCUAUGGCAUCAAGCGCUACGAUGACAACCUCGAGCCCUGCUAAGACAAAACCUCGAGGCGUAAGGUUCGAUGCCCCGAUAAUGCCAGACGAUGAGUCGGUGUCGUCACAGACCAAGGUCGAUGCCCGAAUUGCCGGAUUUGUACUGGAUCUUAUUGGUAAAGACUGCAGCGUUGGUCUCGAUACGACAGCCGUCAAAAUUGUCAGCCGCGAUGAGGGUAUUGCAGUUGCCAUUGAUCAAACGAAGAUAACAGGGCCCCAUCUAGCUACCUUUUCCAACGAUGAGCCCGCGAUUCGCGCAGAACUGACUGGAAUGCGACUGGAAUAUUUGGAAGCGCCAAAAAGUGCUGAUCUUGACCGAUUACUGGCUUUAAUUACACCGUCAAAAUCGAAAUAUGACCGGGACGAUGAUAUCUUACUUGAGACCCUUCUGCGGCAGCGGCGACAGGGGGCCGUUCUCCGAGUAAACAUAGAUCAGUUCAAAUCUCGCGUUGCACAUCUGGAACAGCUCAAAUAUCUGCCUGAUCUGGGCGAAGAAGUCUCCAAGCUCUCAACUGUAGCCAAGUAUUUGCCUCAAGAUGAUCGACCUGGAUUCCUCUCUCUUGUCUUGGUCAAAAAGUUUGAUCUGAAGGUGGAUAUUAAUAAGACAAUUGGCAAUUUCCAAGCACGGGCAACAGAUAUCGAGGUUGCCCAAAUAACCUUACCGGCACUUGUGGCUCUGUCAAUGGAUACUUUUACUGUCCACCGAAACGACACCGAGGAAAUAAUAUGUGCUGCCACGACCGUGGAGCUACGCCCAGCUAAAGAUCGAUCGCCUGCAAUCAUGGCACGUAUGAUCGGUGAUGAAAUGGAACCAGUCAUCAAACUCAAGCUCUGGAAUCUACGAUUAGAGUACAAUGUGCCUACCCUGAUGACUCUUCUCGGCCUCAAGGAUAAUGCCACUACAGAAGAUAUGGCUACUGGAAUUGCUGCGUCUGUGGCUACGUUGACAGACCGCAAACAGAUAUCUCUCGCAAUGCAGCGUGGCGAGGCCAAAGAAAAGGGACCAAAGAGCCAGGAGUCGAAGGCAUUGACUGUGGAUGUUGCAAUCCGAGAAUGUAUUUUGGCAUUGAAUCCUCUGGGACUACCAUCAAAGAUUCUAGUGGUGAUGACUGAAGGCCACGUCUCGGCAGUGCUGCCAGAAGAUAACAAUACAAAUGUCACCGCAGAAUGGGGGAAAGGCUCCUUGGUUGCCAUCGAUGAUGUUGCAAACAUCACAGCGCCAACCCUUGCGAACAAAAGCAGGCGGCAAUCAUUCGAUGGUGGAAGCUCUCAAGUCGCUGAUCUCUGUUCACGUGGAUUUGUUUGUCUUGGAUAUGUUGCGUCCGCCAAGGCAAUUGUACGGGUAUCAACAGGCAAGAAACCGGGUGAGAAGAAUAUUGAUGUUGAGUUGCUUGACGAGCUGUUUGUUCUGGAAACUUGCGCCGAUUCUACACAAACGCUUAUUGCUGCACUCGCUGCGUUGGCGCCACCGUCCCCGCCUAGCAAGGAAGUCAAAUACCGCACCAAAGUCAUGCCGAUGCAAGAUCUUCUUGCCUCAUUCACUGGAGACGCCUUCGAGAGCAACAACCCUGCGGGAGAUUUUAACUUCGACGAUGAGUUUGGAAGCCGCCUUGGGAGUGAUAUCAGCGACAACUCGAAUCUCGACUUUGACUCUCAAUAUUACGCAAGGCCAGCCAACUCAUUACGAGAAGAUAGUCUAGGCGAGUCAUCCCAACACGGCUCGCUGCUUUUCGAUCAAUACAACAAUCCAGGCCAAGACACAGACGAUGGCGUUCUCCUCGAAAGCUUCUCUUCCAAACAACAUGUACAUAUAAAUGAAGAAUUGGAUUUUAAGGAGGAUUACUUCGGCAGCGGUUCCAUGGUGGAAGGCACGGCGCAUCGGUGGAAUUCGGCGAAAAACAUGUACGACAAGUCGGAUACGUAUAAAGUACGGGAGAGUCCUUUGAAAGUUUGUGUACGGGAUGUGCAUGUAAUUUGGAACUUGUUUGAUGGAUACGACUGGCAGGCAACACGAGAUACAAUUACGAAGACUGUUCAAGACAUUGAGUCGAGAGCUAGUGAUACGCGUGCACGAAGAGACAGACGCUCUACGGCUGUUGAACUAGAUUUCGAAGAGGAAGAAACAGUCAUUGGCGACUUCCUGUUCAAUUCCAUCUAUAUUGGUGUUCCAGGCAAUAGAGAUCCAAGGGAGCUGGCUGCAGCUAUCAACCGAGAGCUACAUGAUAAUGCAACGGAGACCGAAUCUCUAGCGCCGACAACAGUUUCAGCUUCCCCAAGCCGGCAGGGUGGACCACCCAGAGUUAAAGGGAAGCGACUUCGACUUAACAGGAGCAAGCAUCACAAAAUCACCUUCGAGCUCAAGGGCGUCAAUGCGGAUGUUAUUGCAUUCCCACCUGGAUCCGGUGAAACCCAGAGCUCAAUCGACAUCCGUGUUCACGAUUUUGACAUCUACGACCAUGUUCCAACUUCUACAUGGAAGAAGUUUGCUACGUAUAUGCACGACGCCGGCGAACGUGAGUCAGGUUCGAGCCAGAUCCAUAUUGAGUUACUCAACGUCCGCCCCGUUGCCGAACUUGCCGCAUCUGAAAUCGUGCUUCGGGCCACUGUGCUUCCACUUCGCCUACACGUCGAUCAAGAUGCCUUGGAUUUCAUAACUCGUUUCUUCGAGUUUAAGGACACGUCAAACACACCUUCUGGUGCUCCGUCGGAACCACCUUUCAUUCAGCGCGCAGAAGUGAACGAUGUCCAAGUCAAGCUAGACUUCAAGCCAAAACGCGUUGACUACGGCGGCCUCCGCUCUGGGCACACCACGGAAUUCAUGAACUUUAUAGUCCUGGAUGAAGCGAACAUGGUGCUUAGACACACGAUCCUCUACGGUGUAUCUGGUUUCGAUAGGCUAGGCAAGAUGCUGAACGAUGUUUGGAUGCCAGAGAUCAAGCAAAACCAACUACCAGGAAUCCUUGCGGGCCUAGCACCCGUACGCAGCCUUGCAAACUUCGGAGGCGGCGUAAGAGACCUAAUUGAAAUCCCCGUUCGCGAGUAUCGGAAGGAUGGGCGCCUGGUGAGGGCUCUCGGAAAAGGCGCCGCAGCGUUUGCCAAAACGUCUGGCACAGAAAUAAUCAAACUUGGUGCCAAACUGGCAAUUGGGACACAGACAGUGCUCGAGGGCGCGGAAGGCGUCUUGGGAGUCUCUCCAGCUCCACAUCAUCGCACUGGGGGAGAUUGGGACAACGAUGGAGACUCUGACUCCGAUGAGCCGCGCCUGGUUAGUUUGUAUGCCGACCAACCUGUGGGUGUGGUGCAGGGCCUGCGCGGUGCAUACAAGAGCCUCGAGCGCGACCUGGUCAUGGCACGAGAUGCGAUUAUUGCGGUUCCUGGUGAGGUUAUGGAGAGCGGGAGUGCGGUUGGUGCGGUCCGGGCUGUGGGACGGAGGGCGCCGACGGUUAUUCUGAGGCCGCUUGUGGGAGGGACGAAGGCGGUCGGGAAGACGCUGUUGGGGGUGGGUAAUUGGGUGGAUCCGGGGAAUUUGAGAAGAGUUGAUGAUAAAUACAAACGGCAUUAGUACGUGCCUGCUGGCAAGGAACGGAGGUUAUGAUUGAGCGAAGGGGGUAGCGUGCAUGAUGUUUUUGAGCGAAUUAAAUUGCAUGGGAUAUUGGAGUUUAGAUGGCGUUUAGGAAGAUCAUUGUGGAGGGAUUGAGUGUGUGGUUUUAUAUUUCACCACGCCAUGGACUGGCGCCUGCGAGUCUAUAGUGCGGGUUUUUUGGUAAAUCGAGCCACGCUGCUACUAGAAGAAUUGGGUUUGCGGCGGCAAGCCGGAUCUGGGAUAGUAUUUUGAGAUUGGAAUAAGAUCGUAUAACAGCUA
Molecule: messenger RNA, 7256 nt
Organism: Pseudogymnoascus verrucosus
Lineage: Eukaryota; Fungi; Ascomycota; Leotiomycetes; Thelebolales; Thelebolaceae
Gene: ATG2
Product: autophagy- protein 2
Exons: 3
Coding region: 363-6956 (2197 amino acids)
Biological process (GO): piecemeal microautophagy of the nucleus; autophagy of mitochondrion; autophagosome assembly
Cellular component (GO): phagophore assembly site; extrinsic component of membrane
Molecular function (GO): phosphatidylinositol-3-phosphate binding
Source: RefSeq, a predicted model, not a curated record